Molecule: messenger RNA, 183 nt
Organism: Clunio marinus
Lineage: Eukaryota; Metazoa; Arthropoda; Insecta; Diptera; Chironomidae
Source: the annotation of a GenBank genome assembly
AUGUUAAUCUUGACAUCGAAAGCAACUAAACCUGUUAUGGAUGAAGCUGUUUCCGAGAAUUUGUGUUUUAAAAGAAUAUCCAAUGAGAAUAACGGACGACAGAAAAUAAGAAACGACGUAAGACAUACAGAAAGAGAAUUGGCAAGAAAGGAUAUUCUCAAUUUUGCAAUCACCCAGAAGUGA